Messenger RNA from Cajanus cajan (pigeon pea), 383 nucleotides. Lineage: Eukaryota; Viridiplantae; Streptophyta; Magnoliopsida; Fabales; Fabaceae. The record is from RefSeq and is a predicted model, not a curated record.
GUUCUCCAGCUUAAAAAAGAAGGAAGGAGGAAUGAAUAUGAGAUGCAUAAGCUGUUAGCGUUGAAUCAGAGGCAAAAGAUGGUAUUGCAAAGGAAGACAGAAGAAGCUUCCUUAGCCACAAAAAGGCUAAAAGAACUUUUGGAAUCUCGAAAGACUUCACGCGAAACUACAGGUGGGAAUGGUCCAGGAAUUCAGGCUUUGAUGCAGGCAAUUGAGCAUGAGCUUGAAGUCACAGUCCGAGUGCACGAAGUACGCUCAGCACAUGAGCGUCAAACAGAAGAGUAUGUUCUACUUUUUACAUUUAUAGUGUGUUUAGGAAAGCUUUUUUCCCAAAAUUUUAGCUGUUUUUAUAAUAAAAAAGCUGUUUAUGAUUUAAGCUACAU